AUGUCUCCUCCCCGUCUCACAGGUGCACUGCGCUCCUUCUCCAAUGUCAGCAAGAAGGAGGACUUUACUGAGCAGCUCUAUGAUCUGAAGACCAAACGACUGAAGAGACAGGAGCUGUUUGCCAGAGAGGGUCUGACGUGGCAGAAGAUUGUCCAUUUCUGCUCUGAGCAUCAGGACAAAGCUGAACAGCAAGCUGCCAGUCAGGAACUGAAGAGCCUCCUUCUGGCAGCCAAGGAAAUUGUGGGGACUGAACAUGGUCAGGCGGCCAUCCAAAGUGCUGCUGUCUUUCUGUUUGAGACCUUCCACAACAAAGACCAUGUGGGCACAGAGGAGACCCGGGCCAUUAAACAGAUGUUUGGCCCCUUUCCAUCAUCGGCAGCUGAAGUCUCCUGUGCCUGUGUCGCUCGGCUGGUGGCUCCACUCGGAGACUCCCGAGUUGAGAACUUUAUCCAGAGCCUGUGCUCCCGUAACGACCCCCAACGAGGCUCUACUUUUGGACGCAAUAUCGCCUUCUCGUAUGACUUCUAUGCACUGGACCCGCUGGAGGACCUGCCCUGCUCUGGCAUCCAGGAGGAGGACGUGAGUCUCGACUUUAUCAACUUCCUCAACAACCAGCAGAGCGGGAGGAAGGUCGCCAGUGAGGAGGGGGUGUCCAGCUCAGGAGGGUGUCUGAGCUCUGGGGAUGGAGGCAUCCUUAGAACAGAGGUGGAGAAGUAUCUGAAUGGAGGCAACAUGAUCUCAUCCAGCCCAGAGGAGCUGUGCACCUCCCUGUUUGAAAUGCUGGCCUCUCACAAGAGCGACGAUGAGCUGCAGAAUGAGCUGUUCGAGCUGUUGGGCCCAGAGGGGCUGGAGAUGAUCUCCACCCUCCUCCAGCGAAGGGCGGCCAUCGUCGACUCCCUCCUUAGCAUCCCACCUGACAGGACUGGCUACCCACCAGAUGUGAGUCGAAAGGUCAGUGGAGAAGUGACCAAGCCCACCUUUGGGUGCCAGGUGACCAUCCAAUCAGAGCAGGAGAAACAGAUGAUGAAGAUGUACCGCAGGGAAGAGAAGAGAGAGAGGAAGAGAGGCAAAGGAAUAGAUGACAGCGACUCAACAGAUGCUGUCAUGACCUUCGACCCUAGAGAGAUGAGAACCCAGAGGGAGCAGGCCCUGCUGACUGCACGACGUGAACCUGUAUGGGGCAGAGAAAGAGUGUAUGAACGUAUUCGAUAUCCCAACGUCUAUGACUGCUACGCAGAGGCCGCGAAGAUGCCUGCGUUUGUUGGAGGAGCCAGGAUGCUGCUACCCGAGGGAAUCCGCAGAGACAACAGUAAGAUGUAUGAAGAGGUGGAGAUCCCACCCACCGAACCCAUGCCGAUCGGCUUUGAAGAGAAGCCCAUCUACAUCUCUGAACUAGAUGAGAUCGGGCAGCUGGUGUUCAAGGGGAUGAAGCGUCUAAACAGGAUCCAGUCUCUGGUGUUCGAGACGGCCUACAACACCAACGAGAACCUUCUCAUCUGCGCUCCAACUGGAGCCGGCAAGACCAACAUCGCCAUGCUGACCGUCCUCCACGAGAUCCACCAGCACCUGCAGCCUGGGGGUGUCAUCAAGAAGGAUGAAUUCAAGAUCAUAUAUGUGGCUCCCAUGAAGGCCUUGGCAGCUGAGAUGACUAAUUACUUCAGUAAGCGGUUGGAGCCACUGGGCAUCACUGUUAAAGAACUCACUGGAGACAUGCAGCUAACCAAAGGAGAGAUCCUACGAACACAGAUGUUGGUGACGACUCCAGAGAAGUGGGAUGUUGUAACCAGGAAGAGUGUUGGAGAUGUGGCUCUCUCCCAGAUCGUACGUCUCCUAAUCUUAGAUGAAGUUCACCUCCUCCAUGAAGACCGAGGACCAGUACUGGAGAGCCUGGUGGCCAGGACCCUCAGACAGGUGGAAUCCACCCAGAGUAUGAUCAGGAUCCUGGGACUGUCAGCCACCCUGCCCAACUAUCUGGACGUGGCUGCCUUCCUGCAUGUCAACCCCUAUAUCGGCCUCUUCUACUUCGACAGCCGCUUCAGACCCGUGCCGCUUGGACAGACCUUUGUUGGCAUCAAAUCCACGAACAAGAUCCAGCAGCUCCAUGACAUGGAGGAGGUCUGUUACAACAAAGUUCUGGAGCAGGUUAAAGGCGGUCAUCAGGUGAUGGUGUUUGUCCACGCUCGCAAUGCCACAGUGAGGACGGCCAUGGGGCUGAUCGAGAUGGCAAAGAACCAUGGAGAAAUAUGCUUCUUUCAACCAGACCAGGGAUCGGACUACGGCCAGUGUGAGAAACAGAUCCAACGCUCCAGAAACAAGCAGAUGAAGGAGAUGUUCCCAGAAGGCUUUGGGAUCCAUCAUGCUGGCAUGCUGCGGUCUGACCGCAGCAUGAUGGAGAGCAUGUUCUCCAAAGGCCUCCUCAAGGUGCUGGUCUGUACUGCCACGCUGGCCUGGGGGGUGAACCUGCCGGCACAUGCAGUUAUCAUCAAGGGCACUCAGAUCUACGAUGCCAAGCGUGGUACCCUGGUUGAUCUGGGCAUCCUGGACGUCAUGCAGAUUUUCGGGCGUGCAGGUCGUCCCCAGUUUGACAAAUACGGUGAGGGCACCAUCAUCACCACCCACGACAAGCUGAGCCACUACUUGACCCUGCUCACCCAGCAGAACCCCAUCGAGAGCCAGUUCCUGAGCAGCCUGGCCGACAACCUCAAUGCUGAGAUUGCUCUGGGGACAGUCACCAACGUGGAGGAGGCAGUGAAGUGGCUCAGCUAUACUUACCUCUAUGUUCGCAUGAGAGCCAACCCACUGGCAUACGGCAUCAAUCACAAGGCCUAUCAGAUGGAUCCUUCCUUGGAGUUGUACAGGAAGGAGCUUGUGGUGGAGUCGGGAAGAAAGCUGGAUAAGGCCAGGAUGAUCCGCUUCGAGGAGCGUACCGGAUACUACGCCUCCACUGACAUGGGCAGGACCGCCAGCCACUUCUACAUCAGAUACAACACCAUAGAGACUUUCAAUGAACUUUUCAACUCUCAGCGAACAGAAGCUGACAUCCUCAGUAUCGUGUCCAAGGCCGAAGAGUUUGAUCAGCUUAAGGUUCGUGAUGAGGAGUUGGAGGAGCUGGAACAGUUGCUGUGUAACUACUGUGAGCUGCCGGCUGCAGGCGGGGUGGAGAAUGGUUACGGCAAGAUCAACGUUCUGCUUCAGACGUACAUCAGCCGAGGAGAGGUGGACAGCUUCUCCCUCAUCUCAGACCUCUCCUAUGUGGCACAGAAUGCUGCUCGGAUCGUCAGGGCCUUGUUUGAGAUUGCUCUGAGGAAGCGAUGGCCGGCCAUGACCUACCGACUGCUCACCCUCUGUAAGGUGAUCGAUAAGCGGCUGUGGGCCUUUGCCCACCCUCUCCGCCAGUUCCCCAACCUGAGCCAUGUUGUACUGAACCGCUUGGAGGAGAAGAAGCUCACUGUGGACAAACUGAAGGAAAUGAGGAAGGAUGAGAUCGGUCACAUGCUGCACCAUGUCAACAUCGGCCUGACAGUCAAACAGUGUGUCCACCAGAUCCCCUCCAUCACAAUGGAGGCCAACAUUCAGCCAAUCACACGCACCGUCCUACGGGUUCGUCUCGUCGUCACGCCUGACUUCCGCUGGAGUGAUCAGGUCCAUGGCUCGGUGGGGGAGCCGUGGUGGUUGUGGGUGGAGGAUCCCAUCAAUGAUCACAUCUACCACUCUGAGUACUUCCUCCUGCAGAAGAAACAGGUGGUAACAGAGGAGCCCCAGCACAUAGUGUUCACCAUCCCCAUCUUUGAGCCGCUGCCCUCCCAGUACUACAUCAAGGCAGUGUCUGACCGCUGGCUCGGGGCCGAGGCCGUCUGCAUCAUUAACUUCCAGAACCUCAUCUUACCCGAGAGACACCCCCCACACACUGAGCUGCUGGACCUGCAGCCGUUACCGGUGACAGCUCUGGGUAACCGGGAGUACGAGAGCCUGUACAAGUUCACCCACUUCAACCCCAUCCAGACGCAGAUCUUCCACACGCUGUAUCACACCGACACUAACGUCCUGCUGGGGGCGCCAACGGGCUCUGGAAAAACCAUCGCAGCAGAGAUGGCCAUGUUCAGGGUCUUCAACAUGUACCCGACCUCUAAGGUGGUGUAUAUCGCCCCCCUGAAAGCCCUGGUCAGAGAGAGGAUUGAGGACUGGAAGGUCAGGAUGGAGGAGCAACUGGGGAAGAAAGUGGUGGAGCUGACGGGGGACGUGACUCCAGACAUGAGAGCUAUAGCUCAGGCUGACCUCAUCGUCACCACACCAGAGAAGUGGGAUGGAGUCAGCAGGAGCUGGCAGAACAGGAGCUACGUUCAGAAAGUAGCCAUUCUCAUCAUCGAUGAGAUCCACCUGCUGGGUGAGGAUAGAGGUCCGGUGUUGGAGGUCAUUGUGUCCAGGACCAACUUCAUCUCCUCUCACACUUCUAAGAGUGUCCGAGUAGUGGGCCUGUCCACAGCUCUGGCCAAUGCUCGAGACCUCGCUGACUGGCUGGGGAUCGGACAGGUGGGUUUGUUUAACUUCCGUCCGUCUGUCCGCCCUGUGCCACUGGAAGUUCACAUCCAUGGUUUCCCAGGACAACAUUACUGCCCCCGCAUGGCCACCAUGAACAAGCCUACCUUCCAAGCGAUACGCAGCCACUCCCCAGCCAAGCCGGUGCUGAUUUUUGUCUCAUCACGUCGGCAAACUCGACUGACUGCCCUGGACCUCAUUGCCUUCCUGGCCACAGAGGACAACCCCAAACAGUGGCUGCACCAGGACGAGAGAGAGAUAGAGGCUAUCAUCGCCACAGUAAGGGAUUCCAACCUGAAGCUAACGCUGGCUUUUGGGAUCGGCAUGCAUCACGCAGGCCUGCAUGAGAGAGACAGGAAGACUGUGGAGGAGCUGUUUGUCAACUGUAAGAUCCAGGUUCUGAUUGCCACCAGUACUCUCGCUUGGGGGGUGAACUUCCCUGCUCACCUGGUGGUCGUUAAGGGAACUGAAUACUAUGAUGGCAAAUCCAGGCGCUACGUGGACUACCCCAUCACAGAUGUUCUACAGAUGAUGGGGCGAGCAGGUCGGCCUCAGUUUGAUGACCAGGGCAAGGCGGUUAUCCUCGUUCAUGACAUCAAGAAGGAUUUCUACAAGAAGUUCCUCUAUGAGCCGUUCCCCGUUGAGUCCAGCCUCCUCAGUGUGCUGUCAGACCAUCUGAAUGCUGAGAUUGCUGCAGGAACCAUCUCAUCCAAACAGGAUGCCAUGGACUACAUCACCUGGACCUACUUCUUCAGAAGGCUGGUGAUGAACCCCAGUUAUUACAGCCUGGAAGACAUUAGCCAUGAGUCCAUUAACAAGUACCUGUCGAACCUUGUGGAGAGAAGCCUGCGAGACCUGGAAUGUUCUUACUGCAUAGAGCUAAAAGAGGAUGAUCGGACCAUUGAGCCUCUGACUUAUGGUCGCAUCGCCUCCUAUUACUACCUGAAGCAUCAGACCAUCGGCACCUUCAAGGAGCGACUGAGGGCUGAGCUGCCCAUCCAGGACCUGCUCUCCAUUCUGACGGAUGCAGAGGAGUAUGCCGAGCUGCCCGUCAGACACAACGAGGACCAGCUGAACAGCCAGCUGGCUCAGCAGCUCCCCCUGAAGGUCAACCCCCACUCUUACGACAGCGCCCACACCAAGACCCACCUGCUGCUGCAGGCCCACUUCAGCCACGCCCAGCUGCCAUGCAGCGACUACACCACCGAUACCAAGACAGUACUGGACAACACCAUCCGAAUCUGUCAGGCGAUGCUGGAUGUAGCUGCCAACGAAGGCUGGCUCGUUGCGGCCAUUGGUAUCUGCAACCUGGUGCAGAUGAUCAUCCAGGGCCGCUGGCUGCACGACUCCUCCUUACUGACGCUGCCACAUGUAGAACAGCAGCACCUCUAUCUGUUCAGGAAAUGGGCGAACAGGAAGGGGAGGAGCAAUGUGGGGGGCUUCAACGGGCCAAUCGAAGGACUUCCUGAGCUGAUCGCUGCCUGCGACGGAAAGGAAAGUGUUUUUGCUGCUAUCGUUGGCCAAGAGUUUCAAUCAAGUCAGAUUGCCCAGGCCUGGUCCUUCAUCAGUCACCUCCCAGUGCUGGAGGUUGAGAUGAGCAUGAAGGGCUGGUGGGAGGAGAGCCAGCAGCAGACGGAGCGUCGCCUCCCAGCGGCAGGAGUUAACCUGAAGGAGAGCAGCUGGCUGGAUGUCCACGCUGAUCAGGAGUACGUCCUGCAGGUGUCCCUGAGACGCAUCAACAUGGGCCAGCAGAGGAGGAAGCAGGACAGUAAGGCCCAGGCUCCCAGGUUCCCCAAGCUGAAGGAUGAAGGCUGGUUCCUGGUCAUGGGAGAGGUGGAUCGCAGGGAGCUGCUGGCUGUCAAACGUGUCGGAUACGUGCACCACCGCACAGCUGUGUCUGUGGCCUUCUACACACCAGAGAAGACUGGGAGGUGUAUCUACACACUGUACCUGAUGAGUGACAGCUAUCUGGGCCUGGACCAGCAGUACGACAUCCACCUGAACGUCACACCGGCCAGCAUCACUGCUCAGGUUAACACAGAGGUGUCCGACUCAGUGACUGAGCUGUCCCUCAGCUGAGGAACACCGUCAGAGAUCAACAGAUCAGUGGGAUAACUCUGUUGUGAGUGUCACUGAUGGACCCACUUUGUAUCAGCUUCCCUUAUCUACACCGGCUUCAGUUCUAACAUUCACCUCUUACUCUAAACUUCUGUAUUGUGACUGCAUUGCAUUCUGGUCAAUUGAACCUACUCUUAGUUCAGAAAAAAGAACAUGUGUGUCUCUUCUACUGUGGAUUUCUCUGAUUAUUUAAUAUCAGUGUGAAAUGGCGGUCUUGAAGAACUUCUUGUGAUUCGUUCAAAGAGAAAAGUCUUGCCCACAAAAAUGAAUAUUUGCCUUCAUCGUACUCGUUCAACGUUUCCACCCUGUGCAUUCAAAUCACAAACCUCUCUGUUUCCAUGAGACAGCUGGCUUCCACUGGGGGGUUUCUAACACCCUCCACUGUCAUCUGUCCUCACCAAGUAUAUCAAGAACUAGGGGGUUUUCUGAAAUAUCUGAAAUAUCCCAAGAAAACAAGAGAGGAAUAGACCCCCACAUCCAUGAACUAAACCACUGUGGCCUUAUGGGAAAAAAAGCACAGGUUGAUAUAGAUGAGACAGUGAGACGUCAUACUGGUCGGGUUGAGGCUGGGCUUCAGUGAACGGAGCCUGUAAUUCUUGUGACAUAUAUGAUAAUAUAAUAAUAAGAAUAAUGAUAAUAAUAAUAUACAAAAAGAUGGGUUUGGUGUGUUGAACUGAUUUAGAAUCAGAAGUUAGUUUCAGAAUCUUAAUUGAGACAUUGAUCCAAAGGUCAGACUCACAGCAUGCAGAUACUGUUCAAUGAGAACUGGUCCUUUAAUCUGCCCAUCAGAGCCGAUUCACUGCAGGUCAAACAGGCUUCUUCUCUCUACAGGGGCUUCACUCAGGAGCUCCAAACUGUCACAUCUCCUCCUCCUCAUCCUCCUCAUCCUCCUCAUCCUCCUCUUCCUCUCCUCCUCCUCCUCCUCCUCUCUUCCUCCUCUCCUCCUCCUCUCCUCCUCCUCCUCAUCCUCCUCAUCCUCAUCCUCCUCAUCCUCCUCAUCCUCCUCUCCUCCUCCUCCUCCUCCAGUUUUGAAUUGUGUAUCAGUGAGUUUGUCUACUGCUGAAUGUGGAUCAGCUUCUAAAUAAAAGCAUUGUUUCUCA
Messenger RNA from Sebastes umbrosus (honeycomb rockfish), 7754 nucleotides. RefSeq names its product activating signal cointegrator 1 complex subunit 3 (gene ascc3). The record is from RefSeq and is a predicted model, not a curated record. The transcript is spliced from 41 exons. NCBI's taxonomy places the organism in Eukaryota, Metazoa, Chordata, Actinopteri, Perciformes, Sebastidae. The coding region runs from base 1 to 6615 and encodes 2204 amino acids. Gene Ontology annotation, molecular function: ATP binding; nucleic acid binding; ATP hydrolysis activity.